AUGAAGAUCACGUUUAAAACCUUGCAACAGACACAGUUUCAAUUAGAUGUUGAUCCUAAUGAAACAACGAUUCUUCAGUUAAAGCAAAAAAUUGAAGAAAGUCAAGGACAUGCUGUGUCUCUCCAAAAGCUCAUCUCUAAAGGAAAAGUUUUGAAUGAUGAAAAGAAAAUAUCUGAAUAUCCCAUUUCAGAGAAUGAGUUUUUAGUAUUAAUGGUUUCUAAGGUUCCCAAGCCAAAAACACCGAUCAAACCAUCGGGAAGUUCAAGCAGAUCCGAAGUUACUUCGAAAUCAAGUACUGAGGUCGCUGAUACAAGUCCUUCAGUCCCUCCUGCAUCAAUUACGGCAACAACCGUACCAGCCACUACACAAUCUAUACAAUCUCCAGAAUGGAACAGCAAUGCUAGCACUCUAGUUACUGGAUCCGACUAUGAAAAUGCUGUUAACUAUAUUAUGGAGAUGGGGUAUGAUCGGGAUCAAGUUGCGAGGGCUAUGCGUGCUAGUUUUAAUAAUCCAGAUAGAGCUGUUGAAUAUCUUAUAAAUGGUAUUCCUGACAUUGCACAACAUGAGCAGCAACCUACUGCCACAGAACAAACAGCAAAUCAACCUACCCAACCAGUACCUGUAUCAACCAACACUAGUGCAACAACAGCACAACCACAACCACAACCUCAACCACAACCACAACCACAACCACAACCACAACCACAAAACCUGUUUGAAGCAUUUUCACAACAACAGCAACAGCAGCAACAGCAGCAACAAGGUGGGAAUGUUGAUGCACUAGCUGGUUUGAGAAAUCAACCACAACUUCAACAAUUGCGGCAACUUGUUCAACAAAAUCCGGCAUUGUUGCAACAUUUAGUCCAACAAAUUGGAGCUUCAAAUCCUCAAUUGUUGCAGCUUAUUAAUAAUGAUCCUGCAAACUUUCUCCGGAUUUUGCAAGAAGGUGGCGGCGGUGGUGAAGAAACACGUGAAGGAAAUCUCCCACCUCCACAAUACGUUUCUGUUACACAGGAAGAAAAGGAAGCAAUUGAUAGGCUGGAAGCCCUUGGAUUUGAACGCGCUCUCGCUAUCGAAGCUUUCCUUGCUUGUGAGCGUAAUGAAGAGAUGGCAGCGAACUAUCUUUUUGAUCAUGCACAUGAGGAUGAUUAA
Messenger RNA from Rhizophagus irregularis DAOM 181602=DAOM 197198, 1152 nucleotides. RefSeq lists its product as uncharacterized. Gene Ontology annotation, cellular component: cytosol; nucleoplasm. NCBI's taxonomy places the organism in Eukaryota, Fungi, Glomeromycota, Glomeromycetes, Glomerales, Glomeraceae. The record is from RefSeq and is a predicted model, not a curated record. Gene Ontology annotation, molecular function: polyubiquitin modification-dependent protein binding; ubiquitin binding; damaged DNA binding. Gene Ontology annotation, biological process: proteasome-mediated ubiquitin-dependent protein catabolic process; nucleotide-excision repair.